Messenger RNA from Cordyceps fumosorosea ARSEF 2679, 339 nucleotides. RefSeq lists its product as hypothetical. Lineage: Eukaryota; Fungi; Ascomycota; Sordariomycetes; Hypocreales; Cordycipitaceae. Gene Ontology annotation, cellular component: endoplasmic reticulum membrane. Gene Ontology annotation, molecular function: protein folding chaperone. The record is from RefSeq and is a predicted model, not a curated record. Gene Ontology annotation, biological process: protein insertion into ER membrane. The transcript has 4 exons. Bases 1 to 339 code for a protein of 112 amino acids.
AUGGCGCCGACCAAGGACCUCCGUCGUGCGGAACUCAUCGUUCCGUACCAGGAGCCUGUUUCCAAGGGCGACAACCCCGAGUUCAGCUCGACGUUGUCGUCGACGAUGCCGAUGGCCGCCAUGUUUACGCGCAACAAGUUUGUCGGCUGGGCCGGCGUCGUCUUUUCCAUCCAGAACUGGCUCGGCGAGAGCGCCGAGGCCAAGAAGAACGGCACGCCCGGCUACUUCAACGUCGGUCUUUCCGUCAUGGCGCUGGGCGUCACGUACAUGCCUCUGUUCAUGCCCCCGCCCGAUCGCUCCGGCACCGCCACGGGUGCGCCUGCGCCGGCUCCCGCGUAA